AUGAGAAGAUGUGGUCCAACACCAGCUUUGACAAUCUUCGUCGCUUACGCUCCAACAUCAAGCCACGAAGAAGAAGAAGUCGAAGCUUUCAAUAUGGACCUGGAGAAGUUCUACCGAGAAGAUCAUGCUUUCUACAAGGUCAUAACGAUCAUGUCGAUUCAUGUCAUGGCGAUUUCGACGCUAAAGUUGGCCCAAGAAGAACGCCUGAGGAACUUCACAUCGGGACUCACUGCCUACAAUGCAAUGGAAUGA
Necator americanus (New World hookworm) is the source of this 252-nucleotide messenger RNA. RefSeq lists its product as uncharacterized. The record is from RefSeq and is a predicted model, not a curated record. The transcript has a single exon. NCBI's taxonomy places the organism in Eukaryota, Metazoa, Nematoda, Chromadorea, Rhabditida, Ancylostomatidae. The coding region runs from base 1 to 252 and encodes 83 amino acids.